AUGGCUCCUGGUGCAAUCCACCAAGGAUACAGCGUCGGCGGUCCGGCCGAUUCGACGACGGUCGUCGUGGUCGGCGCAGGGCCAUCGGGGUUGAUGCUAGCAUGUAAUCUCGCCCGCUUCGGCAUCCGCAUUGUUAUUCUCGACGACCGCCCGGACAAGACUGCGACGGGGAAGGCGGAUGGCAUGCAGCCGAAGACAAUUGAGACAUUCAGACAGAUGCGGCUCGCUGAGCCACUGCUGAAGAAUGCAGCGCGCAUCUAUGACAUUGCAUUCUGGCAAUCCACGGCCGACAGCCCACUCCAGCGAACCGGCCGCCAGACACACUACCCCGAGCAUCUUGUCGGCGCAUCCGAUCCGUACAUUCUUCUCGCACAUCAGGGCAUGGUCGAAGAGGUGUUGAUUGACGAUAUGGAAUCCAGGGGUCUGUUCGUGACACGAAACAGCCGAUUCGCUGCGUGUGCUCGUGUGCCCGGGACGGGACAGCUGGAUAUCACCUACGAAGACCUCUUAACAAAGACCUCCAAGACCAUCCGGGCAGACUAUUUGGUCGGGUGUGAUGGCGCUCGGUCUCAAGUUAGAACCUUCAUCCCGAAUGCGUACCUUGAGGGAGAAAUGACGAACGCGUCGUGGGGUGUGCUGGAUGGCGUCAUCGACACCGAUUUCCCCGAUCUAUGGAGCAAAGUUGCAGUCCGCUCCCACGUCGCUGGUUCCAUCCUUUGGAUCCCAAGAGAACAAAACAUGACUCGGCUAUAUGUUCAACUGAGUGAGACGGAUGGUGAGAGAGUGGACAAAGCCAAGGCCACGCCGGAGUAUGUCAUGCAGCGGGCUCGAGAUGCGAUGCACCCAUUUCACCUCGAGUGGAAGACAAUUGAAUGGUUUGGCAACUAUGUCGUGGGUCAGCGCGUGGCGAAACAUUUCAUGGAUCCCGAUGCACGGAUAUUCAUUGCAGGUGAUGCUGGCCAUUGCCACUCGGCUCUCGCCGCCCAAGGUGCCAAUACAAGCAUGCAUGAUAGUUUCAAUCUGGCAUGGAAGCUCAAUCUUGUCAUCCGAGGACUGGCGAAACCGUCGUUAUUAUCCACCUACGAAGAGGAGCGUCAAAAGAUUGCCUAUGAUCUAAUCAACUUCGACGCAGAGCAUUGUAAGGCCUUCUCACAAGGUGAUGAAGCUCUUGCCAAGAACUUUGACGACAAUAUUCGGUUUAUCUCAGGCGUGGGAGCGGAGUAUUCCUUGGGUUUGCUGAGCCGAGAGAAAGAUAACUUGUCGAUCAACUUGAGAGCUGGCUCGUUGCAGCUUCCGGCCAAAGUAACUCGGUUCAUAGACGCCAAUCCAGUCGAUAUUCAGCUCGACAUCCCCAUGCUGAGCCAAUUCCGCCUCUUCUUUUUCGUCCCCGAUGUCCCGAUGGCCACUGCAUUCCUGAAAACAAUCUGUGAAGGCAUUACCAGUCCUACCAAGCCACUAGGAAAGGCGUCUUUACGUGCCAAACAAUCAUACGUGGAACAGCCGCGGGGAACAGCGACAUCGGAUGGAUUUCUACAGCCUCAAAGAUACACAUCUGCAUCCAACAUUAUCACAUAUGCGAUGGUGACCCAGUCGCCAAAGGCCGACUUUGAAAUUACGGACUUGCCAAAGGUGCUACAAGACAGUCGCUGGACAUUGUAUCUGGAUGAUAUUGACAUGCCUCGUUGCACUGACAAGUGGUUUGGUUCUCUGGACAAGGAAGAGGUUGGAAUUGCAAUCGUGCGUCCAGACGGCUAUGUUGGACAGAUUGAUACGUGGAAUUUGGCGGUACCAAGCGAGGCAGAAAGCUGGAUAAGAGAUUACUUUACAUUCAUGGCGUAA
Molecule: messenger RNA, 1839 nt
Organism: Penicillium canariense
Lineage: Eukaryota; Fungi; Ascomycota; Eurotiomycetes; Eurotiales; Aspergillaceae
Exons: 5
Coding region: 1-1839 (612 amino acids)
Molecular function (GO): FAD binding
Source: RefSeq, a predicted model, not a curated record